Molecule: messenger RNA, 3244 nt
Organism: Amborella trichopoda
Lineage: Eukaryota; Viridiplantae; Streptophyta; Magnoliopsida; Amborellales; Amborellaceae
Product: trihelix transcription factor GTL1
Source: RefSeq, a predicted model, not a curated record
CUGUGGGUUGUGGGGUGAACAAGUUCUUAUAAGCUCCGGGAAUUCGCAUUUGAUUCCAUUUGUACAUUUCUUUUAUACAUCUACCGAUUUAUUUUAGUUCUCCCGUUAUUUUAAUUAUUGAGCAAGCAUUGAGAGAGAGAGAGAGAGAGAGAGGGGGUAGAGAGAGAAGGUGGAGAGAGAAAGUAGAGAGAGAAAGAGAGGCGUGAAGGUUUGGGUUGGAGACGCCCAUUAUCAGUAGAAGAGGGGAGUUGUGGUGGUGCCUUUGGGUUUUAACUAUUAUUAGGUCCCAAAGUAAGCCGAGCUGACAACGCAGCAUCUCAUUUCUUUUAUGAAUUUCCCGUCAUGACCGUCAUCAUCAUCCUCAUCACUCGCUUUCUCUCUCUAGACCUCCUCUCUCUAUAGACUUCCUCUCUCUAAGGCCACUGUGCUCCUCCUCGUCCUCCUGGUGCCGCUGCUGGAUGUUGCAGGACGCCAUAUUGUUUAUUUGGGUUCCCCCCCAUUUGCUCUUUUUUCAGUUUUUAAUCGCUUUCCAGCGCUCACUCGUAGGAGCCUCUUAAGCUUUCCAGUUGUCCUUCUUUUUCACCCUCUCAGUACAGAUUUCCCUUUUCCCCCCCCCAAAUUCCCCACUUCACGGUCCCUACUUCUCUUCCCCAUCUCAACUUUCCCCUCCCCCUUCUUUCUCUCUCUAACCUUCAACAGCCCUCCCCCAAUUCACCCCUUCUUUCUCUCUCUAGGCAUCAUGAUGAGAUGGUUAGAAUGGCAGAGGCCGAUGUACGGCCGACUUGACCUCUGACUCCAUUCCCCAUACGCCCAAGCUAGAGAGAGAGGGGGUAAAGAGAGGGAGAUUAGCGUUUAGAGAGAGAAAUGCAGCAAGGUGGGUCUCAAUAUGGGGUAUCGCCAGAAGUGGGUCAGUUUGGGGGGUUGCCGGAAAACGCUUCCCCGAUCAGUUCGCGGGCUCCUAGCGGCAGGAAUUUCGAGGAGCUCGUGGGCCCGGCCGGUGGGUUCGCUGAUGAGGAGGCUCUGGUGGGCGGUGAGGAAGGAGAGAGAGGGGCAACUGGUAAUCGGUGGCCGAGACAGGAGACCUUGGCUUUGCUCAAAGUUAGGCAGGAUAUGGACGCAGCUUUCCGUGAUGCUACUCUCAAAGGCCCCUUAUGGCAGGAAGUAUCAAGGAAGCUAGCUGAGCAAGGGUUUAAUCGCAGCGCCAAAAAAUGCAAAGAGAAGUUCGAAAACGUCCAUAAAUACUACAAGCGCACCAAGGAAGGCCGAGCUGGUCGCCAAGACGGCAAAAGCUACCGUUUCUUCUCUCAACUCGAAGCCCUCCACUCGAGCCAAGCCACCCCCACCACCUCGGCUCCACCACCACCGCAACCGCCACCACCACAAAACCCUAACCCUAAUAAUCCAGUCCCUCUCCUCCCUUCACCAAUGGCCUCCAAUCCUCGUCCCCAACCAACCCCUCAACUCCAAAUUCCCAAACCUGCGGCUGAUUUUCCGGCCACUGGAAUAAGCCUGAGUUCUGGGGACUCGUCGGAAUCGGACGACUCUGAAGGGACUGAAACUGUGGCAAAAGAUAGCCGGAAGAGGAAGAGGUCGAAUUCAGCAGACCAGAUGACUACUAAGAUGAUGGAUUUCUUUGAGGGACUCAUGAAACAAGUCAUGGAGAAACAAGAAGCCAUGCAACAGAAGUUCCUGGAAACAAUGGAGAAGAGAGAGCAAGCUCGAAUGAUAAGAGAGGAGGCUUGGAAGAGACAGGAGAUGGCUCGACUGGCUCGUGAGCAUGAGCUUGUGGCGCAAGAGCGAGCGCUCUCCGCGUCACGAGAUGCAGCAGUCAUAUCGUUUUUGCAGAAGAUAACAGGCCAGACGAUACCAAUCCCGAACCCACCAGCUGGACCCACAGUGCCCGUCGCUCCAGUCCCAGUCCCUGUUCCUCCUCCACCCACUGUAACAGCCAUUGUGCCCACCACUCCAAACCCAACUCGACCACCGAACCCAGCACCCACACCCCCACCCCCACCCCCACCCGCUGCCCCUGCGGGUGCAGACCAAGAUCUAAGUGGGCACGAGUCAUCCAGCUCAAGGUGGCCGAAAGCUGAGGUUCACGCCUUGAUCCAGCUGAGAAGUGGGCUCGAGUCCAGGUACCAAGAGGCCGGACCCAAGGGUCCAUUAUGGGAAGAGAUAUCGGCGGGCAUGAGUCGGCUCGGGUACAACAGGAGCGCAAAGAGGUGCAAGGAGAAGUGGGAGAAUAUCAACAAGUAUUUCAAGAAGGUGAAAGAGAGCAACAAGAAGAGGCCUGAAGAUGCAAAGACAUGCCCUUACUUCCAUCAAUUAGACGCGCUUUACAAAAAGAAGAUCUUCGGAGGCGGUGUGAGUUCGAGCGGCGCAGCAUCAGAGAGCGGCGGUGAAGUUUUGGCAAUAAUGGCAGCUCCGCCACCUGUGGUGGCAAGUGGGGGUGGUGGUGGUGGUACGACAACUCAGCAGGUCCAGAACGGUAACGGUCACGGCAACGGAGGGGGAAAGGAUGGUAACGGGGGAGAGGGUAACGGUGGAAACGGGGGCAGCGUGCAAACUGGCUUCUACCAGAGCGGGGAGCAGUCCAAAAAGCCAGAAGACAUUGUGAGGGAGCUGAUAGACCUUCAACAACAGCAGCAGCAAUCAGUAAUGGACGACUACGACAAACUCGAAGAACCCGAUAGCGAUAAACUCGAUGAAGAAGAAGACCAAGAUGAGGAGGAGGAGGAGGAGGAGGAGGAAGAAGAAGAAAGGGAAGGAAACCAGCAGGAAGAAGAAGAAGAGAGCCGCAAAUUACCAUUCGAAGUUCAGUUCCAGCGGCAACCAUCGUCCGCCUCCGCAACAAACCCCAACACAUUCAUGGCCAUGGUCCAGUAAGCCUGCAAUACCUUCUCAUCUGUACCAUAUGUACCUACUUUUCUCUCUAAGAGGAGAGAGAAAGAACCAAAUCUUUCUCUCUCUACCUCUAAAAUUAGAGAAAAUCACAUAACGGCCUCGGAUCGAAGCAGAAUAAUCAGAGACACUGAAAAUCUCUUCUUUGUAUCUCUGAGCAGAGACUCUCUACGGUUCUUUCUUUUCAUUGAUUUUCUUAUUAUUCUUCUUUUGUUUCUCUCUCUAUUUGAUUUUCUUUCUUUUCUCAAUAUUUAGGGAUAUGAUCGGUCCCUGGUAUUUUAUUGAUUUGUUUAAUAGACGGAUGAAUAAAUAAUAAGAUUGGAUCACUCUGUCAUUAAUUCGA